AUGGAGGCUAUCAAUACAGUUCUCGCAUUUGUUGCCUCAAAAAAGCAGCUUGCAGUGACUUUCAGUGUCAUCAGAACCUCUGUGGAGGCUCAACUGAAGCAUCCGUUGGAAAUAGCCAGUGUUGCCGAGUUAAAGGCACUACUCCCUGACGUCAUACGCUUCUCCUAUAUUCCCAAGGAAGAGCUACGAGUGAAUGGCGACAAGGACAAGGAUUUUGAACUACGUACAGGACCUUCCGCAUCCUCGGCCACGGACGAGGGUCAUGUCCUCAUUCUAGAGAUGGUGGACAACCUAAAGGGAAAGCAAAGUAGAAAUGCUGGGUUCGCUUACUCCCAUCCCCCGAAUCUAACGAUUGCAGCGCUUCAGAAACUGAUCGACAAGCGGAACGACGCUUGCAAAGAGGCAAUUAACAACUUUCUGGCACAACUAGGACCCGACGAGGAUCCUGUGCAGCUUCUCAAAGAUGCCGGCCAUGACCUUGUUCCAGUCAACCCCUCAGCUCCCUUCACAGCUGUCGAAGAGAAAACAGGAGUACCUGUGCCGUCGAGUGCAGAAAGAUCUCCAAUAUGCGAUAUCAUCGAAGAAAUAACCUCCCAAUCAUGGUACCAAGACCAAAUCCUUCACCGCCAAACAUUCGAAGCUCGCGAAGCCCGUCUAGGGACUUUGGACCCCCCGCCAUCCGAAACUAUUUCUCAAGCUCUUCUUGACUCCCGGAAGAUAUCUAAAUACUACUCGCACCAGGCGCAGGCGAUCCAGGCUAUCCGGAAGGGAAAGCAUGUUGUGGCUUCCACGAGUACCGCGUCUGGAAAGAGUUUGAUUUAUCAGGUGCCUCUCUUAAUGGCUUUGGAGCAGGACCCAAGCGCAACAGCGAUUUUUGUAUACCCUACAAAGGCCCUUGCCCAGGAUCAAAAGGCAUCCCUGGAACAGCUCAUCUUUACAUGUAGGGGAUUGAACCGUUUGACUGUUGCAACAUAUGACGGGGAUACUGCACAAGACGAGAGAAUCAAAAUCCGUGAGACAGCCUCUGUCAUUUUCACAAAUUUCGACACGAUACAUACCUCUAUAUUGCCUCAUGAAGAGAAAUGGAGAACCUGGCUGAAGAGACUCAAGCUUUUCGUGGUGGACGAGCUCCACUAUUAUACAGGUCUUUUUGGCAGUCAUGUCGCUCUUAUCCUCCGCCGCUUUCGACGAAUUUGUGCCGCUCUCGGAAACCGCAGAGUGCAAUUUGUAUCGUGCACCGCAACUCUCGCUAAUCCUGCCAGGCACAUGGAGAAGAUGUUCGGGCUAUCGGAGAACGAGGUACAUCCGGUUACCGAAGACGGUGCCCCCUCCAAUAAGAAGGACUUCCUCGUGUGGAAUCCUCCCCUGAUCGACCCCCUUGAACCCAGCCUUGGGACUAAGAGUGCCAUGAACGAGGCGACCAGUUUGAUGAGGUUCUUAAUGAAGCGGGGUGUGAGGGUGAUUCUGUUUUGCAAGAUCCGUAAGAUUUGUGAAUUGGCGAUGAAGACGUUGAAGGCGGACUUGAGCAACGAGGGACGGCAUGAUAUUCUCAAGAAAGUGAGACCUUACCGAGGAGGUUAUUCGCGAGAGGACCGACGUCGAAUCGAAGCCGACGCCUUUGCGGGUGAACUGCUCGGCAUCGUCUCUACUAAUGCACUCGAACUGGGAAUCGACAUCGGUGUGCUGGAUACUGUGAUUAUGCUGGGAUUUCCAAUGACUAUUCCAAGCUUCCGACAGCAAGCUGGUCGUGCAGGUCGCCGUUCGCAGGAUUCUCUGGUGGUUCUGGUGGUAGAACCGUUCGCGAUCGACCAGUACUAUGCAAAGAACCCAACUGAAUUAUUUGAUGGGCGAUUGGAUGAACUUAUGGUUGAUAUCGAUAGCAAGGUGGUUCUUGAGGCCCACCUGCAGUGUGCAGCGUUCGAGAUGCCUCUUUCAGGGGAGGAUGAGGAAUGGUUUGGUCCCUCGACGCGAGAGAUAUGUGAACAACGAUUACUCAAAGACAAGGACGGAUGGUACCACACCCAUCCGAACUUCCUACCGUACCCAUCAGCGCAUGUAUCCAUUCGAGGAGCACAAGAAGAGAAAUACCUUGUUGUUGAGGUCCUCAGUGACGGUCGGACACUGAAUCAGAUCGAAGAAGUCGAGGUGUCGCGAGCGAUGUUUGAAGUCUACGAGGGUGGAGUGUUCUUACAUCAAGGUUCUACGUUCAUCGUAAAGGAAAUAAGUCAUGAUUCAAGAGUGGCCAAAGUCCUGAGGGCAGAAGUGAACUACAUUACCUCUCCUCGGGACUUCACGAACGUGGAUGCAGUACAGACCCAGCGUAUCCGCCGUGCCAAAGCGUGCCUGGCAUACUACGGAAAGGUUCACGUUGAAGUAAAAGUGUUCGGCUUCUUCAAAAUAAGGAACAAGUCGAUCCUCGAUGCUGUCGAUUUGGACACUCCUAGCUGGGAACGAGAUACGAGUGGCUUCUGGAUCGACGUCCCAAAACCAAUCCUGGAACUUUUACGGUCGCUGCAGGUCAAUGUAGCGGAGGCGAUACAUGCAGCAGAACACGCGUUCCUCAAUCAGUUCCCUCUUUCUGAAGAUGUCAAGACGGAAUGUAAAGCUGCUGAGAAGGAAUAUAGGGUCACGGAAUCUACCCGGAAGCGACCUGCAAGGUUAAUUUUCUAUGACGCUGUAGGAAAGGGAGGUGGCGUGAGCUCGAAAGCGUUCGACGAAGUUGAAGCGAUCCUCGACCGCGCCUGCACCGUGGUCUGCAGUUGUUCCUGUGAAGACGGUUGUGCCAAAUGCGUACAGAGCCUCGUGUGCAAGGAGGCCAACCAGGUGUCUUCCAAGGUCGGCGCCGAAAUAAUCCUUAAAGGAAUCCUUGGACAGGAUAUCAGUUACAACUACGAGCAAGUGAAGUCUACUCCAUACACAGGCCCGAAUACUAUAGUCGAAGCGCCUGCGGUCAAAGCUCUAGAGGGGGUUCAGAUCGAGGAGUCCGAGGUACAACCGUAGCAAGGCUUGCAUACGCAAUGUGACUGGGAUCACAGUGCGAUUUCAAUGAUACAGCCUAGUAUAUGUAUAAGCAUGGCGAUUACACCAUAGUCGUGGUAUGAAACCCCCAGUGAUUGAUCUCAUAAAUAAGCAGUGACCAGGCAUUCCGUGAAGGAAUGCGGCAUGUAGUAAAUCGUUACAGAGUGGACUACGCUAGCGGGUCAAAGUCUCCCCAGUCUGCUUUCGACAGCUGUUUCUGUCCGCCUGCGCCCCACGCCGGUUGUGCGGGCUUGGAUGGCGUGAGGAUGUUCCCACCUAUUCCCAUACUUAUUGGAGCGGCAGGAGUGCUCGCAACCAGAGGUGUGGAGAAUACUGAAGGUUGUAUGGAAGGCGCUUGGGUGGUUAAUGACGAUCCAAGGUUGAUAUUGUAAUUGGGUGCGGCAUAGCUUGGCUGUGAAGAAGCUGCCGGGGAACUGAAGCCAGGAGCGGGUGGGAGAGAAGAGGCAGAUGGUGUAGCGGUAGUGAUAGGGGCAGUGGACAGAGUGAUGUUGUAAUUCGGCUUGGACGAGGUGGAAGCAGUGGACCCGAACGAAGAUGACGAUAACCUGGAUGCCGGUUGUGAUGUCCCAAGCUUCGAAGGCCGCGGCUGAAAAUUGGGUCGGCUGGGUUGCUGUGGCGGCGAGAGGGAUGGUGUGAUCACCGGCGGCGUCUGGAGGGAAGGGGAACUAAAGCUGCUGCUAACAGUAGGAGUCUGAUGCUUCGCUGUCUGGUCUCCGUUCAGCAAGCUACCCCAGACGUCGUCUUCCCAUGACGCAGCAGGAGCAGGGGCAGCGCUAGGGGUGGCGGUGACUGCAGAACUAGCCAAACCUCCAUUGGCCAUCGCACUGCCCUUGCUUACUAGGGUUUCGAAAUCGGCUGUGGUUGUGUUCAGAGGAACUCCACCGUUCCC
Molecule: messenger RNA, 3928 nt
Organism: Coprinopsis cinerea okayama7#130
Lineage: Eukaryota; Fungi; Basidiomycota; Agaricomycetes; Agaricales; Psathyrellaceae
Product: DEAD/H helicase
Exons: 25
Coding region: 1-3000 (999 amino acids)
Molecular function (GO): ATP binding; nucleic acid binding
Source: RefSeq, a predicted model, not a curated record